Messenger RNA from Trichoderma asperellum CBS 433.97, 828 nucleotides. Lineage: Eukaryota; Fungi; Ascomycota; Sordariomycetes; Hypocreales; Hypocreaceae. The record is from RefSeq and is a predicted model, not a curated record.
AUGCCUCGUCGAAUAUUCAAAAAUCUCGUCAUCGCCACAGCAGGCCCCCUUCCCGGCCAACUCACCGUUGACAGCCUACGACAAUGGACUACAAUCCGCAAAGGGGUCUUCACUGAGGACUUUGACGAGCAUGUCACGCAUCUUUUAUGCACUAGAGAACAAUUCAACCAAAAACUUCCAAGAAUCAAGGAGGCGCUAGCCCGAGGGAAACAGCAACACAUUGUUCACUGCGACUGGUUCGAGAUAUCCGCCGUCAAUGAUAAGAAAGAGCCUGAGAGAGACUAUUCCAUGAGAAAUAUCCUUGCCAAGCAAAACGCGGCGAAGAGAGAACUAGCUCGAAUCGAAAGGGGGAAGAGAGAAGGCGAAAGAGCUGUCAAUACAAACUUGUUCCACAUUUACAUCGACCGAGAGUUCUUCUCAUAUCAAAUCGAUAUUACCCGCGAUGAUGACGAAAAGGGAGAGUUGGGGCAACGAUACACUCUCUACCUCUGGGAAUCCAACGCCAAACCCCACCUCUACUGGUUCACUGCCAAAUUCAUAAAGAAGAAGGGAGACAGCCAACCCAGGUUCCACCGUCCAAGUCCCUGCUCUGGGCCUUGGCGCCGAGAAAUGGAUCUGUUCAUGGGCUUUUUCCGCAUCAAAACGGGGAUAGAAUGGCAGGAUCGCAUAAUUAAACAGAAAACGAUGCCGAAUUCAUUCUUCCAGUAUUCGCCACCAACAGGCGGGAAACCCGUUGGACGCCGUCUUCGAUUCUGCUACGAAUAUUGUCUACAAGUUAACGCCCAACUGCGAGGGUUGCCCUGGCCGCCUGUAGAAGAAAUACAAUGA